Molecule: messenger RNA, 3056 nt
Organism: Lolium perenne
Lineage: Eukaryota; Viridiplantae; Streptophyta; Magnoliopsida; Poales; Poaceae
Product: protein FAR1-RELATED SEQUENCE 5
Biological process (GO): regulation of DNA-templated transcription
Source: RefSeq, a predicted model, not a curated record
UGACGUUCAGGCCCCCCCAUCCCAAAGGACAGCCGCCCGGCUGGCUACUCGUCCUCCCCUAGCAUCCUCGUCCUCGCCUAUCUUCCUCUCCUAGCUUCCUCGUCAUGUGCAGCCCGACCUCCCCAUCCAGUUCCAUUUUGAAUCUUAACUGCUUCCUUAUCCUUCUCCUUCCUCAAGAUCUGCCCCGUCUGCUCACGAUAUCCGUCACCGAUCCACUCCCUUUCAGAUCUGAUGGGAGAAAUGAUGGUGGAUAGAGGCCCGGAUAGUUUCAUCGGCAUGCUUCUCAGCAUGUCAGUACCAAUCCAAGAAUCGACUUGGAACUGGGAUCCCACCGCUAUCCCCUCUUCAGAUGAAGACGGAAGCCCAAGCAGUACUCUUUCUAGAUCUAGCUCAGAUACAAUAGCCACGGAAGAGGAUUCACUUCGUGGCAGUUUUCCUAAAGAUGCAGAUUACAACACCGAAUUCAGCUGCGAGCUUGGGCGUAAAGGGACAUGUGUGGGACCAGAUUCGCAAGGUGCCGGGUUUCAGCGAAACAUCACCCCUGAGUCACCAACGUAGGCUCACAGCGUUCUGCCUCCGUUGCCUCGUCUGUGGAAGAAGAGGUUCCGACGGGGAGAAAUACCAGAUUCUAGGGAAGCAAGCUCAGAAAGGAAAAGCACACUAGAGCUUGCUAUGAAUAGGCAGAAGGGCAGAAGUUCUGAUGCUAUAAUAGCACCAGAGAUUGUGAUGGAGUUCGAUUCAUUACAGGAGGCAUAUGACUUUUACAAUAUUUACUCAUGGGAGAUUGGUUUCGGCAUAAGAUACGGGCAGUCAAAGAAGAAUGUUGCAAAGAGCAAAACUGUGCAGGAAAUAACUUGCGGCUGUGAGCCUAAGCAUGUGAACACAAAAUCAGCAUGUUGCGGCUGUCUAGCCAUGAUCCGUCUGCACCGAACUACUGAUAAUGGAUGGUACAUUCAUGAGUUCAGAAAAGAUCACAAUCAUGGUUUGGCAAUGAACCGUGGGGAAAAGAUGCAAUGGCCCUCUCAUAAAAACAUUGACCCGCGCAUAAAGGCCCUUGUUAAGAACCUCAGGGACAAUAAUAUCGGCCUAACUAAGGCGUUCAUUGUAAUUGGGAGCUUUUUUGGAGCAAUGGAGAAUGUCCCGUUCAACAAGCGGUCUCUAAGGACGCUUUGUGCAAACAUCAGCAGGGACCAUUCAGAGGACGAUGUGAAGAAAACAUUUGACUUAUUUUCAGAAUUGAAGAUGAAAGACCCAAACUUUCGUGAUAGCUGCUUAGCAGACAAGGAUGGGAAUAUUAGAGCACUCAUGUGGACAAAUGGAAAGAGUCGUAUGCAGUACAAACAGUUUGGUGACGCUAUAACUUUCGACACAACUUACCGAACAAACCUGUAUGACAUGCCGUUUGGUCUCUUUGUCGGUGUUAACAACAAUUUCCAGAGUAUAAUCCUAGGUGGUGUCCUUCUAACCAAUGAGAGAACAGAGACUUUUGAGUGGGUGUUCAAAGAAUUUGUAUCCCUAAUGGGAGGUAAAGCACCAGUUACCAUUCUGACAGAUCAGUGUCGGGCAAUGGAGCUUGCUAUUGCUGUUGUUCUCCCUGGGACAACCCACAGAUGGUGCAAAUGGCACGUAUUGCGCAAAGCUAAGGAACACAUGGGAUUGUUGUAUUCGAAAGCGUCCGGUUUUCGUGACGAGUUCCACAAGAUUUUAGAGUACAUGAUCACAGUGGAGGAGUUCGAGGCAGCAUGGGCUAUUCUCAUUGCAAAGUACGGCUUCCAAGAUCACCCUUUCUUAACCCAGAUUUAUGAGGUGAGAGAAAUGUGGGCGAAGCCUUACUUUGCAGGAAAUUUUUGCGCUAGGAUGACCAGCACCUAACGUUCAGAGAGCGCAAACCACAUGCUCAAGGGUUUUGUACCGCCAGGUUUAUCAAUGAAUAUGUUUAUCAGGCACUACGAGAAGCUGCAAUUUGACAGGGAUGCGGAGGAGAACUUCCAGGAAAUGCGCUGCCGCGUGGGUGGCGUAGUCCUGAACAGCGGGUUUCCGAUUGAGAUGCAUGCGAGUAAGAUAUACACUCCAAACAUGUUUGAUUUGUUCAAGGUUGAGCUAUUCCAGUCCGGGUCAUAUAUUGUGAAAGAGGUCACUGAUGGUCAUAGGUUUAUAGUGAAACACAUCUUCGCUGAGAAGAGGGAGAAGUGGUCCCGGACAGAGUUUGAGGUUAUAUUUGAUUCCCAGAGAGAGACUUUUAAAUGUGAAUGUGAUAGGUACAAUCACAUGGGAAUGCUUUGUUGUCACGCACUCCAGGUCAUGAUCAGUCUCAGUAUAACCCAAAUCCCAGAAAGUCACAUUAUGAAGAGAUGGACCAGAGAUGCCUACCGAGACAUGCCCGAUCAUCUCAAGAUGUAUCAAAAAGACAACCCUUCUAUGAAAUCCAGGACCUUCCUCCAUUCCGCUCUUUACAGGACUGCAAUUGACAUGGUUCAUAUGGGGGACACUAAUCGAGAGUCAUAUGAGGUAGCAAUGACCCAUAUGUUAAACGCCAUGCCUAUCCUGGCCAAAAUAAGCAAGAUCAAAGAUGGACCCGGGCUGGAAGAGAGAGUCCAUGCAGCGGAUGGACUGAGUUCAGAUCAAGGAGACAUAAACAUCUGCAACAGUCUACGACCAGACAUGGUUGCUCCUCCUAGAAGAAAUUAUUUAGAUCGCCCAACAACAGCAAGAACCAAACCUGGUCGGCAGGUUAGUGUGCCUAGGACAAAAUUCUGCACCAUAUGCCAUAAUAGGGGUCAUAGGGCGCCAGGUUGCCCAGCGAACUUUGACAAUGCAAAAAAGCCCCGCCGUGAGGCGCAUUGCUCCAAUUGUGGUCUUGCUGGGCACAAAAACAACAAUUGUUUCACUAUAAACCAAUAGCAGAUGAGUUAUCGAUGUGAGAGAAACAUUCUUCCGACUUUUUGGAAACCAAUGGUCAAUUGUGCCUAGUCAUAUCGUAGGGAAAUGCUAUUGGCUUCUUAAGUGGGGCAUUUUUGUCGAACAGGCUAAAAAAUGUAUGAUGGGCAUUAACAACA